Messenger RNA from Dendroctonus ponderosae (mountain pine beetle), 1586 nucleotides. Its product is annotated as serine/threonine-protein kinase Nek6-like. Bases 238 to 1533 code for a protein of 431 amino acids. The transcript has 2 exons. NCBI's taxonomy places the organism in Eukaryota, Metazoa, Arthropoda, Insecta, Coleoptera, Curculionidae. The record is from RefSeq and is a predicted model, not a curated record.
ACCCCCCCCUGACUUUAAAGCUGUAUCCGCCCCUGAUCUCACUCCCACCUUCUUAAGAAACAGCCCUCGGGCGCCAGCCAGGUACCAUCGACCUGCGGUCGAGAUCCGGUGGAUUUGAAUUCUGAACGGUCUUUAAAGAGCCAGUAAACAAGCAAACAACGGCUUUGUGAGUGGUUCUCGGAAUUUCGCCCCCAACCGGUGAUUAACCAGGCGACUAUACAUGACCCAACACGUCCCAUGAUGGCCGAAGCCUACGAGGUAGUUGAAGAAAGCCCCGACGGGCCAUCGACUUUCCUAGUCAAACACCGGCCGAGCGGUCAGUUUUUCCAAGUUCAAGCCCUUUCCUUAGAGAAACUUAACGGCAAAUCGCGAAAGGCUCUGAUAAAGCAAAUUGAAAAUCGCGUGAACCUCAUCAACCCGCAUUUGGUGCAAUUUUACCCGCCGGUCCAACAGCAGGAGACCGUCUAUCUACGGCGCGAGCACUGCCCGGGAGGAAACCUGCAGAAAUUCACCAAAAACCUGCAAAAACCUCUGCACGAGACCUUCUUGUACAGAAUCCUGUACCAAACAGCGUUUGCCCUCAAAACCAUCAAAGCCUUCAUGGGCCCGCUGGACCUGAAAACCGUUUUUCUCGACCAGGCCUAUCAGGUCAAACUGUACAACUUCUCCACGGAUCUUCCAGAGAACAACGACGUGAAAAUGUCCCAACUGGGGGCCGUAAUUUUCCAGCUGGCCGUUUUGAAGGGUUUCGCAAAAUCCUCGUUCGAAGCCGACCUGGAAGCGACGCCCUACAGCGAAACCUUCAAAUCUCUGCUGACCUCGAUGAUAAAAGACCCUUCGCAAGUGAAGCGACGCAUCAACAAAAUCCUGUGCCAUCCGCAGGUUUUACUGCAGUCCAGCCAAUGGAGUCGGCAGCGCUGUUUCAUGGAAAAGGGUCCGGAUACUCUGGAGCAACGAGAAGCAGCCCUGCUAAUAAAAGAGCGGCUGCUGCAGAAGCAGGAGCGCCUGCUGGAGCAAAGGGAACUCAAGCUACAGAGUAUGGAACGAGCGGUGCAAGGCAAGUUGGUUCAAGCGGACGCGUACUUGAAACGAUGCAAAUCUGCAGGAAGCGAAAGCUCCCGGUCGGGUUCCAGCGCGAAAAACCUGGCGCCCGGACGGGCUGAGGAAGAACCCAGCUAUAUCAGUUGUGGGGACUCGGAUGUGUUUCCGACCAGCUCGAAGCUGCAAGUUGGGAAAAUUGCCAAGCCCGUGGGCUUCGCCAGAGCAUUGUCGGAACGGAGGAUACGCUUCAAGACUAGUCCUUUGAAAGACCGCAAUUUUAUCAGGAAAAGUCUCAGGCAGCCCAGGAUAGUGGAGGAGCCAAAAAAAGGGAGCCUUGAAACUGCUAGGAGCAGGAGGAGUGUCUUGUUUCCGUCAAACAACUGCGAAAAGCCCCAAGUUGGGUGGACCCAAGAAGCGAAAAAGCACGCCUUUGAAAUGCUGCGGAUGUUGAACAGUGGGGGACAGGAAAAUGUUAAGCACACAGUGCUGUAGACAGUUCGAUUUAAAUAAACAUGAAGGUGGCAACGAUUUAGUCACAAAAUCUA